Molecule: messenger RNA, 1093 nt
Organism: Raphanus sativus (radish)
Lineage: Eukaryota; Viridiplantae; Streptophyta; Magnoliopsida; Brassicales; Brassicaceae
Product: chloride conductance regulatory protein ICln-like
Exons: 7
Coding region: 98-787 (229 amino acids)
Biological process (GO): spliceosomal snRNP assembly; cell volume homeostasis; mRNA cis splicing, via spliceosome
Cellular component (GO): pICln-Sm protein complex; cytosol; methylosome
Source: RefSeq, a predicted model, not a curated record
UUCUCAAAAAGGCCCAGUAAUGUUCCUUCAUCAAACCAAACAGAAGGAGAAACGAUGAUUCUCUUGAGAAAAUAAACCCUAAGAAAAACCCUUGGCCAUGGUGGUUGGUGGUCUGAGAGAGUUCGCGCUCAGAAGAAGCGGAGAUGGCUCACCAGCUCUGGACGAGUCUAACGGCGAGGAGCUUAUGCACGUGCAGCCCUCAGUCGCCGUCGCUCUCGGCAGCCGCUCCGUCGAGUCUCCCGGAACUCUCUACAUCACUUCCAGGAAACUGAUUUGGCUGAGUGAUGUAGACGUGGCGAAAGGCUACGCCGUGGAUUUCUUGUCGAUAUCGCUUCACGCGGUUUCUAGAGAUCCACAAACUUAUUCAUCUCCUUGUAUUUAUACUCAGAUUGAAGUUGUAGAAGAUGAUGAGGAUGAUACAGAGUCCGCUGGAGUGUUGGAAUUGUCUAAGAUCAGAGAGAUGAGGCUUGUUCCUUCAGAUGCUACCCAAUUGGAUACUCUGUUUGAUGUGUUCUGCGAAUGUGCUGAGCUGAAUCCAGAACCAGUUGAAGAAGAAGAAGAAGAAAGUGGACAUAACUGGGUGUUUAGUGCUGAUCAGAUGGUUGUUGGUGGUGGAGGGGAAGAAGAUGCAGAAUGGCAAAUAUCUCAGAGCCCGACGAGUGUGAUUGGUCAUUCCAAUGGAGGAGAUGAAAGCAUUGCUCAGCCUAUGCUCGAGCUCCGGAUCAAUGAUCAGAGGUUUGAUGAUGCUGAAGAGAUGGUUCAUGAAAGCGAGACCAAAGAUCACUAAUUUGUUAAAACAAUGUACUCUAAAUCCCAGAGUUGUUUCCUAUGUUUGAAACAAUGUUGUAUCUGUCUGUGUUCUUUAAAGUUUAUGUGCUUUGUUAAAUAUGAGCUGAGAUGCUCAUCUUGUCAUCUCUCUCAUUAAUCAUUACUCGUUGAAGAACCAGAACGUAUAAGCAUGAGCCUAACAUCCGUGCUUAAUUUCAUCAGUUUACAAUUAUUAUGGUGUUGCUGCUACUUGCAAGCAUUACCUGUAACUGCAAGGGUUUUUUUUGUUUGACAAUUCAUGUCUAUGAAAUAAUAGCUUCUAUGU